CGAAGGUCCCAGGUGAAAGCGCAUCCUCCCACUGCUUUCCCAUUAAGACGGAUCACAUCAAACCGAUAAUUGUCGCCGUGCAGACUUUAAAGGGCGAUUCCGCACAAAAGGAAUCUAAUUAUUUUUCUUUCCGUCACAUUAUCCGCCUAUUUAGCCUUAUUCACACCCCAGUGCCAACCUCGACGACGUCCUUCGGGAAGGUAGCAUGUUGUCACUUGAGGUUUUCUUUGAACUUUUUUUUUUUUUUGCGCCUGAGCUGUGAACCCUAUAAACCUCCGGAGAUCUGCUUCUAUAUAAAAACGCUUUGGCUAAAAUCCCCUUCACAGUCAUCCGCCCUGAAUGUCAUCCUUAGCUGCAUAGACGCUGCGAAGUCUCGGGAUAUUAUUAUUAUUUUAUUUUUUUUAAAACAUGGACCCUUUUAACAUGGACACUGUUACAGCUGAAAUCCUGUCUGGAUGGAAGCGCCACGAGAGCCCUUAUGGAGAAGACCGGGACUCGCUUCAAUCCGCGUCACCGGACUCCUCGAUGGACUCCAUGUGCUCCUCGCCGGAGAUGUGCUUCUCCGGCGGGCACCAGGACAUCGGCGAUCUCUCGUUCGCCUUCGCCGGACGCAGGGCGGCGGCCGCCGCGGGAGCGCAGCAGGGGCCGGGCAAGGCCAAGAUGUCCACCAAGCGACGCGUGAAGGCCAGCGAGAGGGAGAAGAUGCGGAUGCGGAGCAUCGCGGAGGCUCUGCACCAGCUCCGCGACUACCUGCCGCCGGACUACAGCAAACGAGGCCAGCCCCUCACCAAGAUACAGACCCUCAAAUACACCAUCGAAUACAUCAACAAGCUCUCGGACACCCUGAGCCGCGCGUAACGCACGCGCAGUGGACCAGGUUUUACGCACAAGAUUCGUCCUCUUCUGGACAUUUGAUGGAGUUAGUUUUAUAUCUCUGCUGAGUAGUGCCACGUCUUUUUGAUAACUUAAUGCCAUUUAUAAUUUUUUUUUCUUCCUUUCUCCUGUUGCCCUUCCCAUGAUGUAAAUAUUGUUUUUACGGGCACUUGACAGUUAUUUUUUCGUAUAUGAGACUGCCUUCGUGGGGGAUUAUGAAUUCAGUGUUUUGGAAACAAAGGCUGUUAAUUGAGAUGUGUAUGUUGAUGAUGGGUAUGAAAUACAACCGUGCAUAUGUAUUGACUAUUCUCAUGUUUGUGUUAGAAUUUUAGAACACCACAUGAUACUUAUUCAAAACAUUAUGUAGCUGUGUGAUAUUUUGAAGUUUUGUUGUGUCUGAGAGCUGUUAAAUAAUGAAUGCUGUUGUUUUUGUAAAGGACAAGUAAAUAUGAAAGUCUCCACAUAUUCUUUUAUGUAUCAAAUGAACCAGGUUUGUUUAACUUUUAUUUUUUUGGAAUUUUAUUUUACAAAAUCCAUAUGUUUUCUACAGAAGCAUCUAUAAUAAAUUUGUAUUUU
Scophthalmus maximus (turbot) is the source of this 1449-nucleotide messenger RNA. RefSeq names its product mesogenin 1 (gene msgn1). Gene Ontology annotation, biological process: mesoderm formation; regulation of transcription by RNA polymerase II. Gene Ontology annotation, molecular function: protein dimerization activity; DNA-binding transcription factor activity, RNA polymerase II-specific; RNA polymerase II cis-regulatory region sequence-specific DNA binding. The transcript has a single exon. The record is from RefSeq and is a predicted model, not a curated record. Bases 409 to 858 code for a protein of 149 amino acids. Lineage: Eukaryota; Metazoa; Chordata; Actinopteri; Pleuronectiformes; Scophthalmidae. Gene Ontology annotation, cellular component: nucleus.